CUGGUACCAGCUCAAGACACUCUGAUCUUAAUUAUGGCCUGGACUCACACUGUCCUGCUCUCGCUGCUGCCCACAGUCCUCGUGCUGAUCGCGCUGACUGGGGUUGAAAGUGCAGCUGUUAAAGAUGGAAAAGACAGGAAAGCUCAAGGACCAUCUAAGCAAGUUUUCGUGCCAGCAUCUGAUGCCUCAAACUUCUUCAAACGGCGUGCUCGACGAUCUCCUAAAACUUAUGAGGAAUACUAUGCGGAGCAGAGGGUAAAGAUGUCUGCAAAUGAGCGGCGGCGGGAACACUUAGAGGAACAGAGCAACGAACACGAGAACUAUUUAGAAGAGGAGCGUGACGAACAGUAUGAGAGAACCAGAGAGAGGAACGAACAGUGGAGAGAGUUCAACUAUGAUGGUCAAUACCCUCAAUACCCUCACCACCGCCAGUACUAUUAAACAACCCCUCUGAUAGAGACCAACUCAUCAUUGGAUGAUAAUUUCAAGACAUAAUAGAAACAUAUAAGCACUUAUAGACCUAAAGCUCUUAACACAUGCAUAAUAAAGUGCUUUUUGUGUGUUUAAUGUCA
This is a messenger RNA of Danio rerio (zebrafish), 572 nucleotides long. It is a transcript of the gene ucmaa, whose product is annotated as upper zone of growth plate and cartilage matrix associated a. Lineage: Eukaryota; Metazoa; Chordata; Actinopteri; Cypriniformes; Danionidae. The record is from RefSeq and is marked provisional. Gene Ontology annotation, biological process: regulation of osteoblast differentiation.